CGAUGUUUGCUGGCAUCGCCUCGCCCUGCCUGUGUGCGUGUGUGUGUGUGUGUGUGUGUGUGUGUGUGUGUGUGUGUGUGCGCGCGUGUGUCGGUGCGAGAGUGUGUGUGUGCGUGUGCGAAUACCAGAUUUCCUCCCAUCCCAAGCCUCCCUGUCCUCUCCCAUAUCACUCACUGCCUGGCAUCUGACAGCAGCGAACCUGCAGCGCUCCGCGCACACACACGCACGCACACACACACCACGCACACCCGGCACCGCUCCGCCAUACAGCUCUGCGAGGAGGAGGAGGAGAGGAGAGGAAAGGGAGGAAGCAGCCAGCCCCACAGUCUUUCCAGAGCCGCCUUUUUAAUAUAUACAUAUCUAUUUUGUUAUUUAUUUAUUACCGUUCUCUGGCACUGUGGGCGCCUUUCAUUUGCUCCUGAUCUUGGAUGUUUGAAUCAAAGCAAAGCAAGUGUUGCAACAGUUAAAAAAAAAGAAAGAAAGAAAGAAAGAAAAGCCAACCAAAAAAAAGAGAGAGCAAGAAACCUAGAUCUCUAAAAUAAAAUAAAAAGCCAAACAGGUUCCUAUCAGUGAAGUGGAAAGGAGGGGGGCAGGGGAGGCUUGUCUGGGGGGUGUCGGGGAAAGCAGCUGAGAGGCAGAGGCAGAGACACACGGCUCAGGAGCGUCUCAGGGCUCUCGGAUCUGGGGACAGAAGUGAGAUUGGAGAAAGUAGAGCGAUGCCAAGGAGGAAACAGCAAGCACCCAAACGGGCUGCAGGUUAUGUCCAAGAGGAAGAUUUAAAAGAAGAGGAAGAUAUAAAGGAGGAGGAAGAAGAUGACGAUGACAACAAUUCAACUGCUCAGCUUCAGGGCAGCAAUGACACUGGUACAGAUGAGGAACAUGAAGUGGGACCUGAGCAGAAAGGGAACUUUAGUUACCAGAAUUCUCCGGUCAGUCAUAUAUCUAAUCAGGAUGUAGAAAAUGAAUCACUACUGAGUGAUGGUAGUGACCACGUGACAGAUAUUAAAAGCAUUUGCUCUAGAGAGCCACAGGAUCCAAAAACCAGCGCCCAUCCCAAAGGCCAGAAUGAAGCACAUGAUUGCAUGGAUAAAAUGACAGCAGUCUAUGCCAACAUACUGUCAGACUCUUAUUGGACAGGCUUAGGGCUGGGUUUCAAGUUGUCUAACUCGGAAAAGAGGAGUUGUGACAACAGAAAUGGAGGUAACAAAGCUGAUUUUGAUUGGCACCAAGAUGCAUUGUCAAAAAGCUUACAACAGAAUUUACCUUCCAGACCUGUCUCGAAACCUAACCUGUUCAGUUCAGUCCAGCUCUACAGGCAGAGCAGCAAAAUGUGUGGAGCUGUAUUCACAGGUGCUAGCAGGUUUAGGUGCAGGCAGUGCAGUGCUGCCUACGACACUUUGGUAGAACUAACGGUUCAUAUGAAUGAAACAGGUCAUUACCAAGAUGACAACCAUAAAAAAGACAAGCACAGACCUACCAGCUACUCAAAGCCCCGAAAAAGGGCUUUCCAGGACAUGGACAAAGAAGAUGCACAAAAAGUUCUGAAAUGUAUGUUCUGUGGUGACUCUUUUGAUUCCCUUCAAGAUCUGAGUGUUCAUAUGAUAAAAACAAAACAUUACCAAAAAGUGCCUUUGAAGGAGCCGGUACCAACCAUUUCCUCAAAAAUGGUCACUCCAGCAAAGAAACGUGUGUUUGAUGUUAACAGGCCUUGUUCCCCCGAUUCCACAACGGGGUCUUUCUCAGAUACUUUUUCUCCUCAGAAGAAUGCAAACCUGCAGUUAUCAUCUAACAACCGGUAUGGCUAUCAAAAUGGCGCUAGCUAUACAUGGCAGUUUGAGGCCUGCAAAUCCCAGAUUUUGAAGUGUAUGGAAUGUGGAAGCUCACAUGACACCUUGCAGCAGCUUACUACUCAUAUGAUGGUCACUGGCCAUUUCUUGAAAGUCACAAGUUCAGCUUCAAAAAAAGGAAAGCAGCUCGUUCUGGAUCCUUUAGCUGUGGAAAAGAUGCAAUCACUGUCUGAAGCACCAGCCAAUGACAGCCCAGUUUCAAAAAUAACCAGUAAAUCAUCUUCAGAAUGCAUAGCUCCCACCUCUGAACUAAAAAAAGAAACUAAAAAAGAUAAGACUGAUGAUACAAACAAAGAUGAGAAAGUGGUAAAAACUGAAGAGUAUGAAGACACACUUCAGAAACCACUGGAUCCUACAAUGAAAUACCAGUACCUCAGAGAAGAAGAUUUAGAAGAUGGUUCAAAGGGUGGUGGGGACAUUUUAAAGUCAUUGGAGAACACUGUCACAACAGCCAUCAAUAAAGCUCAAAAUGGAGCUCCUAGCUGGAGUGCAUAUCCUAGUAUCCAUGCAGCUUAUCAGCUUUCAGAAGGAGCUAAGCCGUCUUUGCCUGUGGGUUCCCAAGUAUUGCAAAUCAGGCCAACAAUCACCAAUAAAUUGAGGCCCAUUGCUCCGAAGUGGAAGGUCAUGCCUCUGGUCCCUAUCUCAGCAAAUGUGGCCCAGUGCACUCAAGUGAAGAAGGAAACUGAUGACAAGGAAGAUGUACAAAAGGACUAUGCUAAAGAGGGCAUCCAAGCUGAACCUGCCCCGCUCUGUCAGAACGAAAGAGAACCUCUCCUCAAAUGUGAAGCUUCUGUGGAGCCAAAAAAGACAGAACCAUGUCCCUUGAAAGAAGAAGACAAGAUAAAAGAGGACAGUGGAAAAGAAAAAACAGUCCUCAAGGAACCAACAGCAGCUUCUCUUAGUAAUGGUUGCACUGCUGCCAGCCAUUCUUCUGAACUGCCUUGUGUCAACCCACUUAGUGCCCUCCAGUCAGUGCUGAAUAAUCACUUGGGCAAAGCCACUGAACCUUUACGGCCCCAAUCCAACUCCAGCCCCAGCUCUAGCACAAUUUCUGUGUUCCACAAAUCUAAUUUAAAUAUGAUGGAGAAGCCAGUUUUAUCUCCUGCUCCAACCCCACCAAAGCCUGCAAGUGUAUCCAGGCACUAUUUGUUUGAAAACAAUGAUCAGCCUAUUGACCUGACCAAAUCUAAAGGCAAGAAAGCUGAGUCAGCUCAAGCACAAUCUUGUACUUCUCCACCUCAAAAACAUGCUCUUUCUGACAUUGCUGACAUGGUCAAAGUUCUUCCCAAAGCUACUACGCCAAAACCUGCUGCAUCUUCGAGGAUCCCAUCUAUGAAAUUGGAAAUAGAUGUCCGACGCUUUGAGGAUGUCUCUACAGAAGUCUCUACUCUGCAUAAAAGGAAGGGCAGACAGUCAAACUGGAACCCUCAGCAUCUUCUCAUUUUGCAAGCUCAGUUUGCUUCCAGUCUCUUCCAGACUUCUGAAGGUAAAUAUUUAUUAUCAGAUCUAGGCCCACAAGAGCGCAUGCAGAUUUCAAAAUUUACUGGACUGUCGAUGACCACCAUCAGCCAUUGGUUGGCAAAUGUCAAGUACCAACUUAGGAAAACUGGAGGAACAAAGUUUUUGAAAAACAUGGACAAAGGGCAUCCAAUCUUUUAUUGCAGCGACUGUGCGUCUCAGUUUCGAACCCCCUCUACUUACAUUAGCCACUUAGAAUCUCACCUAGGUUUCCAAAUGAAAGACAUGAACAGGCUGGCUGUGGAGCAGCAAACCAAGGUAGAGCAAGAAAUCUCCAGAGUUUCAGUUCAAAGAUCUCCUGAAACAAUAGCUGGAGAAGAGGACACAGACUCUAAGUUCAAAUGUAAGUUGUGCUGUCGGACAUUUGCGAGCAAACACGCAGUAAAACUUCAUCUAAGCAAAACACACAGCAAGUCACCAGAACACCAUUCACAAUUUGUAGCAGAAGUGGAUGAAGAAUAACUCUUAAGGAGACAACUGACAUUCUGUGGUAAAUGGAAGAAAGAGCAGAGCAGAACUGAAAAUCCUCUAAUGCACUGACACUAACUUGCCCUCUAUUGUUGAAAAUGAGCAGGCAAUCAUGAUUGUUCAUCAAAUGGCUCCUAAUGCAGUUAAAGCAUUCAGCUAUAAUUUCUCCUUGCAUUUAUAAUUACUGUCAUAGACUGCACACCUCAGUGAGCAGAUUAAAGCUAUAAACUAUUUAGCCGUAGCUUUAAGAUGAGGAACUUGAUUUGUCUGGCAGCAGUUAUUUGUUAGAGAGCUUGACACUUCACAUAAAAAUGACUCAACUUGAUGAAGAACAAUGCAGUUUAAGCAAUGCAGUGAUUUUAAAUCAGUCAUUAUACCACGCCCUGUAAGAAUUGCAAAGCAAUUUGUUAAAUGAUAUAUAGGACACGUAAAUAACUGUAUGUGUUAAGUAUACCAAAAUAGAAGAUUUUUUCUUCUGUGGAUUUUAUUUUUUCAUCCCCUCCGAAACAGUAGGAGCUACUCUGAACAUCAUGUUGAGCUAUUAGCCAAUAUUGAUGUUACAUGGGCAAGGCCAAUUGCAUGAACUACUUGUCCAAAACCAUAGUUUAAAGACUUUAGCUUGUUCUUCAUCUUUCACUUCUUCUUAGCAACAACGUGAGAGACUAAGAGACCCUUUCAGGAGAAUCAGAUGUGAUUUUGUAAGUGGAUUUUACCAACAAAACUGUUAGAGGGUUCUGCUUACCAAGUCAUCAGCCAGAAAGAGAGUUCAUAGCAAUGAAGACCUUGAUUAUGAGUUUAAAUAGGAGUUUUCUGGCAACAUCUUGCUGGAAACUGCUGGCUUGUCAAUGAUAAAAAAAAUUCUGUGGGGAUGUCCCAUUUUCAAACUGACUUUUGUUGGAAUAAACUGGGUAAAACUGCUGAGCACCAAAAAGGAGAGAAGAUGAAACAGAGGAACAGGAACAGCAAUUAGCUUGGCCACUCAGCUGUGCUGGAGGAGGAGACAGAGUCCACACUCAGCCAGAGACUACCUCUAACCCUGAAAAGUUUCCCUUCUGUUCUGAUGAAGUCUCAGUUGCUUAAUCAUGUGAAAUUUCUCACUGUUUCUCCAAAGCAGUAGAUCAGGAAUUUUUUUUUUAAUUUUGGCAUUUUUAAAUCUUCAAAUUUUUCCUAGGGAAAGUGUUUUCAAUCCAGCUCUUGUUCUUGUAAAACCAGUAAGUAGUGUGUUCUUGGCUUCCCUGAGAGUAGGAUCAGAUCAGAUGAUACAUCAGUGUGUGUCAGCAUAGAUAUAUCAGUACAGAUUUACUUGCUUCUUAUGGUUCUACAGGUUGCUAUUAAGAUCGGUAUUAUUUUACAUUGCAUUAGCGCAUCCAGCCUACCAGGUCAACCCACAUUGUUCCUAGGCUGUGUAUAACCAUACUGUAAAUGACAGUUCUUGCCCCCCAAAGGCAAGAACUCUUAUGCUCACAAAGAAACAGCAACUUUUAAGUGACCAGAUUUUAACUGACCUUGAAUAGCACCUACCUCCGCAAGCAUUCAGUAUUCAUAAGGGUAUCAAAAUCUUGCCUUCUCUUUACUAUGUCUGAUAUUAUUAAAUGUUACAGCCUUCUUAAUCUAUAGCAGAACAUUUUUUUCCAGUGAAAUUUCAAAGGAAGGGUACUUGAGUCUCAUUUAUUUAUUUUAUACCUUAGCAAUUAAAUAGCAAAGAUCAAUAACAAAAGGAAAAGACAUGAGCGGCGUCCAGCCCUCAAAAGCACCUUUCAGUAAAAAUAAUUUAGCAAGGUGAUCACUCUGUGAAACUAUGAUGGAGCACAGAUGGAAAAUGAGGAAAAUUAUAGAUAUGGCUUUAUGGGAGGAGGAAAGGAGAAAGAGAUUUUUCACUAUUUAUUGAGAUAAUGAACAGAUAAUUCAUGAUUAUUAAGCUGUAGCCUUCAGACUACAUCCUGCCCUCUCUCCCCAUCUUCUCAGUUCAGAACUGGACCUGUUUGUGCAUCUAGGCACAGUUCAUUGGCUGGAGAAGGAUCAGGCCUUUAUGCUAGUUUUCACACAUCAGUGGAGUCACACAUGUCUUACACCAGCACACAUCUGACUCAGGACCCUGUAGGAAGAAGAGGAAUGAAGCAGAACAAGCAACAUGCAGCACAGAGUCUAUUCUGUAGAGACAGACUAAUAAAUGUGAUGGUGUUUCUUUUCUAAGUCCAUGUCAUGUUCAGGAAAGGGGCAGACUGUGAAUAAGGACAAUAACAUUAAAACACAGCACCAGGUAGCAAAGCCACAGAUCCUUGAGAGAGCCGAGCAGGUUCAUCCUCCAUCCCUCCACCUUCCUGUGCCUGGAGAUUCUUGUUUUCUGAAAGCAUCAGUUGACCAAGCCCUUGAAGGCAUGAGGUAGGAGGAAAGGCUUCCUGUAUUUGAUUUUGCAAUAGGGACCCUACUCUGGGGUGCAGAAUUGGCUCUGUCAGCUCUCUUCCCCUGACAGCCCCAGCAGCUGGACACAUGGGACCCAAAGCCGGGAGCGCAGAGGAGCCAGGGCAACCAAGAGGAAGGGCACGUCUGGGAGACGGGCCCUCUGCCAGGGUCCACCAAGAGGCAGAGGGAAAGGCAGACGCUCGCUAGAGCAGAGGAAGGGGGGAAGAGGUGGGGACAGGAGGGCGCUUGUUCAUCCUAGGAAAUUUGCACAUUCCCUUUAUUAAAACAAAACAAUUCCUCCUCCCCUCCAAAAUCCCUCCCUUGUAGCACUCAACACUAGCUCUUCAUCCAGGGGUCAGUACGUGCAGAAGUGGGGGAGGGAAGGAUGGGGGAGUGUAGGAGGUUGUCAUGUCUAAUGAAUACCCUGAAUGUAUCAAGAUAUAUAUUUUUUUCAUUUCAGAAAAGGUUCCAUUAAGAGGGAGACAGCCCUAACAUGUGCUUUGGCCCCUCAUCAGAUUUAUGAGUAUUUGCUCUGCUCUUUAAUAGGAAACUCUGCAGCAACUGCCACCUUGCCUGCUCUCCCUGAGAUACACAGUGGCUUCUCGGGGAAAUGCACUUCAUUAUUAAUGUGAAUUUGUACGUUUUUAUGACACUGCUUGGGGGAAGGGGCAGGCAGAGAUUUCCUGGUGAUGUAUGCUCAUUUCUAACCAUUUAUUGUCCCAGACAAUCGAAGAACAGUGAUAAACAUUGUUACAGAAAGUAGAGGGUGCCGCAGUGACAUUUUUGAAGGGAAAGGAGAGGUGGCUGGAGUGGUUUUGAUGUGGUUGUUCCUUUCCACUCCACCCUCCCCUAGCAGCUGUGUCAGAUCAAGCAACAGAGCAGCCUGUACGGUGGCAACUGCUACUUCUCCUUGCCCCCUCUUUUCUCAGGCAAGCAAAGACUGCUUGCUUGGUGCUUUGCUACAGUGGUGGGAGUACAGAGGAAGGAAAUUUGGGUAACCUGUACUGCAGAAGAUCACAAGUCUCAGAGUGACUGAGAUGUUCAGAAUCUCCAUGCCUCUUUACCCUAGCAGUUUCUUUUUGAUUUAUUACUGAGUAACCGGGCCCAGAAACCCUAUGCACACAGCAGCAGCUGCAAGGCAUCAAAGCCAGGAAGAGGAAGGCGAGGGGAUGGGGAUAUGGUUUACCAGGGUGUUCUCAGCAUCCUCCAGUUUCCCCUUCUACUGCCAGACUCAUCUGUGAUUAUCACAACCUCUCAAGAGCUCUGGGAGGGGAUAAAAACAGUGGGUUCAAACCGCACUGGAGAACCAAAGAAAGUCAGCUUUCAAGCUCACCCAAAAUAGAAAAAUCAGUAAGGCCGUGACCUGCAUAUGAUCUUUUGCUCCUCUCUUCUGCCUUUGCCCAGUAAUGCUGUGCACCUUCUGAUCAAGGUCAAGGUCAAGGUCAAGGUCACAUUAUAGUGCUCCUCUGCCUUGCAGCCCCUUGAGCUGCAAAAGACUUCUGUGCUUGAGGGAGAUUCCUUGGUUUCCUGUUGGGUUAUUCUCUCUCUGCAUCACUGCCAGCACAGGGCUGAGCUUUCUCUGUGCUGUUAAGCCCGUAGCCUCCAGCUAUAAGUGAACGAUUGCCAUGUUUUGUGUUCGUAUUCUAUUCCCUAGCCCUAAGUAUGCAGAAUCCUUUGUAGCAGGAGAUGUGCCCGACAGCUGUACACUGCUAAGACUUACUUUGUGACAUUUUUCUGCUCUUCUCUUAAAGCUGAGUAGUAGUGAGGUAAGAACAUAGGACUAGCCAUACAGGGUUUAGUCAAAGGUCCAUCUGUGUCCAUCUUAUCUCUGACCAUGACCACAGUAAAAGGAUAAGAACAGGGCAGGCCUGUAGUAAUAUUCCCAGAGCAUUCUCUUAGCUUCCACAUUUACAGUUCAGGGGCUUCUUCAGCCAAAGGAGAUUAUGUUCCUGUGGUCACAGAGUUGCAGAGAACGUGCAAUAGGCCUCGCUCAUAGCUGCAGCAGCUCAGGCACAUCUGUGAUGCCAGUUGGGGUGAGCUCUGGAGACACACCUUACUAAGGCAGUAAGCAGAGGACAUACAAACCAGCUAUCAGUAGUCGGAAUGGCACUGAGCCUUCAUACUUGUUCUUUGCACCUGGCUAAGCCCAGACCAUGAAGGAAUCACACCAUAGUUUAGUUUUAGAAUUAGCAAGGUGGGAUUUAGAUUUCUCUCUCAACUAUAUGCAGAGCAGGACUUGCCCCCUACUGCAGAGCAUAUAUUAGCACUGACCAGCAAUUCAGAAGAGGCAAAACUACUUACUCUGUUGCACAGGAAUAUAACAAUUUGAUCACUUCUGGGUUUGCUUUCAGCUUUUCUAAACCGCUAAAACGCUCUGUGUACAGACAAAAGCUUUCUUCCCCUCUCCUGUUGGAGAACUGUUAAAAUCUCAAUGUGAAAUUGCUGUUCUUACAAAGUCAUUUAAAGAAAACUCCGAAACACUUUAUAUUUGGAAUACCCCCCAAGUUUAUACCAUGAGUCACAGACUACCUGAAAUUAUCUAUCCCGAUAUGUGUAACCAAUAUCCUGAUAGAGCGCCCAGAUACCAGUAGCUAUCUCUAUUACACAGAUCCACCACUGCACUUCUCUUUCUUAUUUCAAGCCAAUGUUUAAAAGCAACUUUCUGCCCAGCAGUCCUGUCUCUGCCCUCUGCAUUUCUUCAUGUGAUCCUUGUGCAGUCAGCCCAUAGCCACAUGCUAUACCAGUACUCCAAGCACAACAGCGGCUCUGCAACAGUGACUGUAUUUCCAGGGGCAAGUCAAGACACUGGCACCGAUCCUUAAAUGGACUGAGUCCUUGUGGCUGCCAGCUUUCUUUAUAGGGCCAUUAAAAAGACAGACAUUGCCUUUGGUGGAUAUUGAAUUACAUCCCAAAGGAUAUCACAGGAGAAGAAUCCAUUUGAGACAUGACAAUAUUGUUGCCUGUUUCUCCCCUACCUACAUUCACAAGAAGUGCACAUACUUAAUACCUCCUUUGUACUCACUUAGCUCAGAGGCAAAUGGCUGCAUAUGAUUGAGGCUUCAGUGUCGCUAGCCACAAGACUAGAAUAGACAUCCACAGACAGAUAGGCUGUGGGUGGGCUUCCAGUUCAGUAAUUCACCUCCCUCUGUAAUUCUACGGAGUCCUAAUCUAUUGGCCUUGGUUUUCUAUGGUGCAAGACCCAGGUUUGUCUUCUAGGGAGAAGAUGAUGGGGGAGGUAAUUCUGUUUAUUUGAUUAGCGUUAUUUUAAAACAUUGUCUGUGCUCCCAGGAAUUAUGUGGUGGCCUUCCUUUAUAAAUCACAAAUGUGCAAAAAAAUAGCUCUCGAUAUUUUCCAAAGAGAUUAGGGCGAAAGUGGCUACAUUUGUAUUUCAUGUCUGGUGGAAAAAAACAUCAACAAGAGUGAUAAGUAUAGCCAAAAUGCGUGUAAAAGUACACCCUGUCAUUUGUUUUCCAUGUGCCAUAUGUUUUCUGAAUCCUGCACCUCCCACAUACAAAUUGCAUGGAAUAAUGUGGGGUGCACACAUUACUCAGGAUUAUUCAGUUAAGCCCUGCCUAUAUGGAAGGAAUUAACUUAGAUAAAGUCAAGCGACUGUGCUUUGUUUUGCUUUGUUUUUUGCUUAUUCUGGACUCAUAGAGUAGAAAAUUAAAGAUCCCACUGUGCCAGGCUUCAUAUCAUUUGAUUUUAAUUUAAUUCAUCUCUUCGAUUCUCCGUGUUUCUCCUUCUCUUUGAGUAUCAUCAGUAGGUGGUCCAAGCAUCAACCAGAAGAUUUACUGGCAAGACUAAAUGUAUGAACUGUAUGAACACAUUGUUUUUCCAAUAUGAUUUAAUGACCUUUUUGGCAUUCCCAUGGCUGUUGAAAUCUUCCAUAAUAAUUCCCUUGGACAGCCAAAGCUUCUGUUGAUCAGGUGAAAGCUGAUGCAAAUGUCAAAUGUCAAUAAAUUUGUAAUCCAUAAAUGUAAUACUUGGUGCCAGAGAGAGACAAGGUUAAACAGAGUGCAGCAAUAGCCACCUUAGAUAUGAGCUAGAUCCGAUUAUUGUGAACAGAAAAUAGACAGGAAAAAAAUGCCACCUCCAAAAAUUCUCCCUAGACAAGCUCUUUUUCUACUCCUUACUCCCUAUUCUCCCUGAAUGUUUUCUGAAUUGGUGGGUUUUCAUCAAAGAGAGCAUUUAUGGCUAGCAUUUAGCGGAAGCAGUUUGGUGAUGUGGCUUCUGUUCCUUGUUCUGUUAUUGACUCAUGGUGUGAGGUUGAGGUUUAACUUCUCUGUGUUUCAAAAGGAGCUCUUGAACAAUUCCAAGAUUUAGGAGGCUCCAGAGUUUGAUCCUACAAAUGAUUAGUUAUGCAAGAUAUUCCAGUAAACUAACAGGACCACUUUUAUAACUUAGGUGUUGCAGGAAUGAGCCAAGACUCCUUUAUAGUUUUAAGAUGCUUGAAAAGGGUGAGCCAUGUAUGAAGCAUGAUUUUAUAUACAAUAAAGACAUAAGAACACUCACAUAAUUUCCCAAGAGAUUUUCUUAAGGGCCCUCCACUUUGACCUUUGGCUCUGAAAGCUCUAGUUUGUUUGACAUUGAAAAAAAGCAAAUGUGUGAAUACAGUGCCAUGAGCGUUUGCACUUUGAACAUGCUGGGGCUGAACGCGGCUGAACUGGAAAAGACUGCAACAGCUAAUGUACUGGGAAAAUAUAACAGAGGCAUUUACUUAAUAAGUCAACUAAUUCCUUUAGCUCACCUUGUAGGGAUUUAACCUUUGAAUGAGAGAGUCCCUAGUUCAAAAUCCCGUGUCUCCUCUGUCCUCAUGUUAAUUUUUAAAUUAUAUAUCAUUGUUGAGAGGCCCUUGUGUUGAGCAUUACAGGCUAUUUUUCAUGUCUAAAAUGGGGAAUUAUAACUGAACAUUAGCUACUGCCUAUAAAUCACAUGGAGCAGAGUAGUAUCUGCAUCUACUCAGUAACAGGAGUGGAAGAAUUGUAACUUACUUAAAAUGAGGCAGAAAAGAGGACACAAACACAGUCACAGGGAUAACUGAGACCUGGGAAAAGUAAUGAUUAUUCCAACGGCGUGAUGCUUUGGACUCCUGUUUUCCGGAGUUCUCUACCAUCAGUUUUACAAGUACACAGUCGCAGUAGGAGCUCAGCCCAUCUGGAUGGGAAACGGCGAGCUGGAAGCUAUUUCACACACCCCUGCAAUGCCACCUAGUGCGCUGCUGGUUGUGCUGGACCAUGCUUGGGGUGGCAGUGAGCUUUUUCAGAAACUGGAAAUAGCACACAUUUCUUGCUCUCCCCAUCUCUAUUCUCCAUCAGCAGGCGCGACUGAGUAGUGACCACAAUUCCCUAACCUGGGGUAUGUUUUUAUUUCUAAUUGUAGCUAAAGUCAGGGUAAGGAGGAGACAGCACUAGGCUGUUAAGAGAACGAUCAUCAAGGCUGCUGGAGGUGGACUGACCAGAUACUUCUCUGGCUGUUCUGCUCACAGAGUGAGAAAUGCAGCUGCUUGAUAAUAUUGUGUUACCUUAAAAGACAACAAAAUAAGCCUAAACUUCUAGCUGAAUCUAGCCUGCUUCAUGCAUUUGUCUCUGCUGGCCUUUCUCCUCCCUUAUUUUCUUUUUUAGUUCCCUUAUUUUUGAGAAAGCUUCAAGAUCUCUUGUGUCCUGAUUGGGGUUAACAAGAUCUAUGUGCUACCGUGUGUCACUAGAAAUUAUUCAGUCCCUUUUGAAGGGAGGGACCAUCUUUUACUCUGUACGGCACCUUGCACAGUGCAGUCCUGUGUCUGCCAGGAGUUUUGGAUCCUAGUACAUCAAUAGCUUAAAAAAAAAAGCCAAAUGCUCACAUAUUUCAGUCUAAGAUCCCAGGAGUCUCCCAGCAUGUUUGCUGCUGCCUGUCUGUUCGGAGAUUCCUCAUUUUGUGGGUCAGAUACCUUCAGCUGCCCAGGGCCAGCCACUGGAGAUGCUUAGUAACAUACCUGAAACGAAUGUAGCCACAGUGAGUCUGUGACUGAUUAGUUCUCCCCACAAUGUAGGUCUCUUAAAAAGAGCAUACGGCUUCUCAAAGAGAUUUUACUGAGUUUAAAGCUUUAGGAUUCUUACAUAACAAACAAUAAUGAAAGCUUUCU
Messenger RNA from Dromaius novaehollandiae (emu), 12357 nucleotides. RefSeq names its product teashirt zinc finger homeobox 2 (gene TSHZ2). NCBI's taxonomy places the organism in Eukaryota, Metazoa, Chordata, Aves, Casuariiformes, Dromaiidae. Gene Ontology annotation, cellular component: nucleus. Gene Ontology annotation, molecular function: DNA-binding transcription factor activity, RNA polymerase II-specific; DNA binding. The transcript has 3 exons. The record is from RefSeq and is a predicted model, not a curated record. The coding region runs from base 717 to 3827 and encodes 1036 amino acids. Gene Ontology annotation, biological process: regulation of transcription by RNA polymerase II.